Gaeumannomyces tritici R3-111a-1 is the source of this 3168-nucleotide messenger RNA. RefSeq names its product LMBR1 domain-containing protein. The transcript has 2 exons. The record is from RefSeq and is a predicted model, not a curated record. Lineage: Eukaryota; Fungi; Ascomycota; Sordariomycetes; Magnaporthales; Magnaporthaceae. Bases 238 to 2508 code for a protein of 756 amino acids. Gene Ontology annotation, cellular component: membrane.
UAAUCCUUGCUGCUGCAGCUGGGAGUGGGGAAUGACAUAAUCACGGGACGGAACCGUCGUCAACUGCGUUUUGGACAGAAUCUCGCGCGAUUGGAGCUUCGACAUCUGCGUCAACUUCCGAAACAGCGACGCAGCCCACCAGCGCGCCGUCUAUACUUCUCCCCGCUGCUCAUAGACCUAGACACACCACACACCCCAAAUGCCACCGUCCUCUAUCCAGUCUCGGCCGAAUCCGCCAUGAAGCCCGUCGCAGAAGCAGCCGCGGCACCAGCCAUGGCCGCCGUCGCAACCGCCUCAGCCGUCGGCUCCCAGGUCUUCGCCCUCGUCGCCCUCGUCCUCAUGUCCCUGACCGUCCUGCUCCUCCUGCGCUACUACCUGCCGCUGCGCAAGACCCCGGCCUACCUCCUCGUGCCUGUCUUCUUCGCCCUGUGGCUGCCUGCUGCCAUCGUCCUGCUCGUCCCCAUCGACUUAGCCUCGUCCGCAGCCACCGACGAUGAGGCCUCGCGGGGUGUCUGGCUUCCGAAUCGCGUGCUGCUCGUCUCGUGGCGCAUCACCUACUGGCUCACCUUUGUUCUGACAUGGUUCAUCCUGCCUAUCCUCGGCGAGUACUCGGACGCCGGCCACCGCGACCCCAAGGACAAGCUCAUGUAUUCGCUGCGCGAGAACGCCCAAUACUACGCCAUAGUCCUAGGAGCGAGCUUCCUAGGCCUCAUCUACCUCAUCUUCUCGUACGGCAUCGAUCUCAGGGGCCUCAAGGGGCUUGUCAUGGCCCUCGCCUACUGCUGGGGCCUGGUGCUCGCCAUAUACCUGAUGGGACACGGCCUCGUCUCCAUCCCGCGGUCGCUGUUGCGCGGCGCAAGCGUCAGCAACCGCCUGCGCCGCCUCCAGGCCCGCGCACCCCGCCUGUACGAACGCAUGGAGGAGGCAGAGGCAGAGCUGGCCGACCUCGAAGCCCAGGUUGCCGAACUGGCCCGUCGCGGCAAGGCCCCUAACGGUGGUACUGCCCGCGACUACCAGGACUGGAUCGAGGAGCUGAUCGACAUGACGACCACGCCAGAGGACGGACCGCAGCUCCUGCCUGCUGCUGCUGCCAGCGGCGCCAGCAGGGCGCUGCCGACCAUCAUUACGGAAAAGUACAUGGCCGAGCUCACACGCCAGCUCGUCAGGGCCCGCCACGCCCGCAGCCGCUACGUCGGGGAAUGGGCCUACCUGCUUCGCCAAGCGCGCGAUACGCAGGCGGUGCUCGACUCGGCCGGCUCCAAGCAGCUCGACUUUGGCCGCGCGGGGCCCGGCGCCGGGUUCUGGGACCGCCUCACGGUGCACAGUCCCUACACCCGGCACAUUUACCACUUCCAUGUCCUCCCCUGGGCCCGGACCGUGCUCGGAGCGGUGCUCGCCGCGGCGUCAGCCUGCAUCGUCUGGUCCGAGAUGAUCAAGGUUGCGCUGCCGUCGCUGUCGGUGGUGCGCCUGAGCGUCGUGCACCACUGGACCGCCGACGGCGUCGGCCAGGUCGGGUUCGCGGGCCAGAUCAUCGCGGCCCUCUGGAUCCUGUACAUGGCCGCCGCCGCCUUGGUCACCGUGACCGAGGUCAGGGUGUGGCGUGGCCGCGCCCUGGUCCGGCGCAACACGGCGCACGAGUCGGCCUUUUGGUACGCCUCGCAGGUCGCUCGCUUGAGUGUGCCGCUGUCGUACAACUUCAUGACCUUCCUCUCGCCCGCCGUCUACAAGCCCACCACCUUUUACAUCUUCCUCGGGCAGCUGAUCAACCUGACCCCGCUGGGCGCGUGGUUCGACUACCUGUUUCCCGUCUUCAUCAUCGUGCCCGUCUGCGCCACCAUGUUUGGGCUCUACGCCAAGGUUAGGCGCAUGUUCGGGUUCGACGUCGAUUUUAUCGGUGGCGACGGUUCAGACGACGACGAGGACGACGACGUCCGGGCUUUGUCGGGCUAUGGUACGGGGUCGUGGCGUGAGGGUCGGGAUCUGAUCGAGCGCGAGCUCGCCGGCACCUCGAUCCGCCAGAGACGACUGGGCCUUGGCGCGGGCGCAGGGGGCGCAGGGGGCGCAGGGCCCGCCGGACGCGCGGGGAGGGCGGCGCCCGUCCUGUCGAUACCAGGUGCCGCGGGGUCCAGGGGCCUUGGCAGUGGCGGCGGGGACCGAUCCAGCCGCACACCGCUCGCGACCUCGCCAAGCGGUGGGCUCGCCUCGUCGCGUGGCGCGGGCGGCUCGUCGAGGCGGGGUGGCCGGGCCGGGGCGACGGUGCUCGGCGAGGACGACGAAGACGAUAACUUCUUCCAGGCGCUCGGCCACCGCAUGAAGAACACGAUCGACUCCAUUGACGCGCCAAAGUGGUGGCAGGAGAUCGGGGAGGGCAUCAAGAAGCCAAAGUGGAUGGGCGGUGACGACGACGCCAACGCCGGCGGCAGCAGCAGCAGGGCAGGAGGCGGUGGCGGUGACGGGCCAGACCUGAGGAGGUGGUUUGGAGGCGGUGACGGACGCAUCAGGCUGUGAGCCAACAGGGUUGCUUUCUUUCUUCUUCCCCUUGUCUGUCUUUUUUUUUGGUUCUUGUUCCUAUUUGCUAAGCCGCAUCGGCACAGUCAUACACUUUUUAACUAGACAGUUUAUGCUCUCAAGAGUGGACAUUGCACAUGCAUGCCUGCCUCCUCCAGCCUUCGGUGCUCAGUCUCCAGCAUCUUUGGAAACUUGGUAGCCAUGGGUGCUCGACUGCCCAGAUUCCAGGUAAUCCAUGUCGGCGUCACCAGGGCUGCAAUAACGACUGCCUAUCACACGGUCGUUGUGCACAGGGCCAGCUUCCGAGUCUGGGAUUUGUGGGCUGACGGGCAUCCUGGCUGGGGAAGACCAGGGCAUCUCUGGUUGUUGUUUGGCCAGCAACAGGGGACCCGAAAAUGGUAACCCCCUGAGGGUCAUCAUGGUCCGUCCACGAAUGAAGCUAAAAAAGAAUGCCGGCCCAGACCACCCUGGAAAAACCUGGGGGGGGGACCCCUUGGCACGCCCGCCAGACCCCGGUCUUCCAGCAUCAUCACUACCACGGGGGAAGUGUUUGAUGAUGACAAAGGCCUUGUAAUUAUUAUGGCGGGGCCCCAGACCGGUAAAGGUAGUUGGAAGGAAGACGAGAAGAAGGAAAACAAAAAAAAAAAAAACAGAUGGAAA